AUGACACGCUUGGAACAAGCCCAAAACCUAGCAACGACAAUUGCUGGCGAUGAGCCGAGUCGACCAAAUCUUGUCAUUGUUUCGGGCACCGAAGUCUGCGUCCUCGGCCAGACAGUGCACUUCCAAUCCUUCUUGCACAUGAUUCAUGCAAUAUGGGAGAAGGUCCAAGACGGGAUGAAGGGUGUAUUGUGUGACUUCGACACGUCGUGGCUGCGGAAGAUGAUGGACGAUCAUCAAAUCACCGACAACCUCAAUAACGAAGAGAUUGGACACUCGUUCGUCAAGUUUGCUGAGGGGCGGAAGGACUUGUACACCCAUUUCCUUACGACGAAGAAGGCACGCUUUGUCAAGCGCGAAACAAACGCGGGCGUGGUGUGGAGCAUCGAAGAAGAGUACUCGAGCUAUGUCAUUCGCAACACGAAUGUCCUUGCCCGGACGUUCUACUUCCAUCAUGACACAAUCAUGACGAUCCAGACGUAUCACAAGGGAUCAACGAAAGGAAUCCCAGAGAAGCCUGUUGCGCGAUUUUUGCCCAAACGCUUUGCGUUUGAGUUCGUUGCGUACCUAGCAAUUGUGCGACCAGCGAUGAGCUAUUUUGCGGAGAAGCGUCGGAACAGAGCGAUUGCAUGGCAAUUUUCGGCCUUGUGGGGAAUGGCCAUGGGCAAGCCCCAAACCUCCAAGGCUCUGUCCGACCUCAUUUCCCAAGCAUUCAUGGAAUAUUGCUUCGCUGAAGUGCCCCGCGUGCAAGUUGUGCUUGUCUCUGCUGAAGUCGCUGGCUCCGAUGCAUUUCGGCGUAGUGUCGAGGUGACGAAAUCCUCCAUCCACGCCAUCAUCAUCGACGAGGUCCACUUGGUUGCGUCGUCGUUCCGCAACUUUGCCACCGCGUAUGACGACCCAAGUCGGAUGUGUGUGGGAUCGUCUUCCCGAAUGAAGUUGCUUGAGAAGGCCAAACCAAUCAAUCAUCGUAUAUACCAACACCUGGCCAAUUUUCUCGACAAGGAAAACCCCGAAACCCCGAAAGGACAAGCAAUCGUAUGCUGUACGACGAUACGCGAGGUUGUUGAGCUCCGCGACGACUUGGCGGACAAGAUCAUCACAAGUGUAUUUCACUCACAACUCGAGUCGAAGGCCAAGGCGGAGGAACUGAGCCGCUGGGUCAGACGUGACACGCAGGUCAUCAUUGCCACAGGCGCCCUCGGUUGCGGUGUCAAUGUUCCCGGUGUCACACUUGUGCUGCACCGAGGUGCAGCGUAUUCGUUGGACCAAGAGAAGCAAUUUGCCGAGUGGCUUGUCGACUUGCCGGGCGGCCGCCUGUUCAUGAAUUUCUUCGCCAUUGCCUAUGCCAUCCUCCAAGAAAUUUUUAAGGUCCGUUUUGAACCCCAUGACGCCUAG
This is a messenger RNA of Aphanomyces invadans, 1392 nucleotides long. RefSeq lists its product as hypothetical. The coding region runs from base 1 to 1392 and encodes 463 amino acids. Gene Ontology annotation, biological process: double-strand break repair via homologous recombination. Lineage: Eukaryota; Oomycota; Saprolegniomycetes; Saprolegniales; Verrucalvaceae. The transcript has 8 exons. Gene Ontology annotation, molecular function: four-way junction helicase activity; 3'-5' DNA helicase activity. Gene Ontology annotation, cellular component: chromosome; nucleus; cytoplasm. The record is from RefSeq and is a predicted model, not a curated record.